ACACACAUCCCGCAGGUGGAAGCGUCUUUUCCUCACAGAAGUCGAACAAGUGAGAAACUGUUGCUUCUUGGCAAUAUGAUAUCGUGCUUUACUUUCAAAUGGACGCUUUCCUUCUCAUUUUGUCGUUUAAAUGAAAAAUAAUCGAAAGUUACAGAUGCUAAGAGUAAAUUUAUAAGUCUCACCUUAAAGAGUUUCCUCAAGAAUUGUAGGGUAGAAGUAAGCGUCUGUAAGGUGAACUGCAUUGAAGAAGCGGGAAAGGCUGCAAACAGAGAAGACGGACAAAGACGAGGCUUAAACUGACAGACAGCACAUAAAGCAGAGUGACCGUUAAAAUAAAAAGCCGGAAGGCGCGAGAACUGGAUGACAUAUUAAGAGCGUUUGGCGCGUGAGAGACAAGCUGGAAAUCUGGUGUCAUUUCCAUAUUCUCUGGGAAGUGAGAGAAGUUUGAUGAAGACCAGCAGGAAUUGUUACGAACCAGAUUUAAAAUUAUAUCUCACCAUCCAUUUAUUACUGGGCAAACGGACAUUUAAUACCGGAGAGCUUAAUCUUGGACACUUGGUGGUUUAAGAGAUUUCAUAGUGUCACGAAAAAUACAAAAUAAUAUAUUGCGUGGAACAAUAACGGAUUUUCUUGAUCAAUUUAAACCAGGAAAACUGAGCCCAACCAAGCAGAGUUUGUCUGAGUGCUGCAGUGAAUAUGGACUCUUCUGGGAAUUCUCCAGAAUCACAACAGUUCUUGAACUUCCCAUGGAAAAAUAACACAGAGCCACACAGCUGUCAGUCCACAAAUCUAUAAGGAGAAAUUACUGCCACACAACUCCCGAGACAGAAAUACGCCUUCCCAUCAUCUGAUAGAAUCUCCAUCCAAGGACCAAAAUUUGGAGACACCAAAUCCCCAAUGUUGCUCAUAUCAGACAAGCUAUAUUCAUUUAUAUGACCAUUUAAACCCGCUGGAUCACCAAGAAUUGCAGUUUAUAUGGAGUGAUAACUCAGUCCAGUGUGUGCUACGCAGAAUUGAGGGUUAUUCUGCUGGCACAUUUUGAUGAAGUCAAUACAAAUAAAAAGAGAAAAUAGGAGACAUUAAAACUUCACUGAGAAUAAACACAAUCAUUCUUCAAUCCCCAAUAAACAGUAAUAAUUGUUGCAAUUUGGAUAUUUAAUUAUUUUUGUUGAAAGAGGAUAUUUCACAUCGAACAAACAUCUCUGUGGCUUAUACUACAGACACAAACCACAUUUUGUUGUAUUCUCCAAGCAAGCUUUCUAUCUCAUCUUAGUCCUCUAUCCCAGAAUUCAUUCUGGCCGGGCCUGUUUCUUCAAAAGGAGAGGAGGACUUCCUCUCUAUUGCUACCUCACGGCUCAGCCGCAGGAAGCGCGUUAUUGGGGCUGCAGUGGGUGUGGCCAUGGUGUUAGUGCUACUGGUUGCAAUUCCUCUUUUGGUCCACAGCACCAAGUUGGGUGGGUCAGGGGGCGGAGGCACGCAUUAUGAAAUGCUUGGAAGUUGUAAGAUGGUCUGUGACUCCCUGACACCCACCAAUGAAUUAACACCUGUUUCCCCUCCCCCUCAUGACAUACCUGGACGCAGAGGGGGAGGCAAGUCAGGCUUUCGUGGCAGCCAAGGGCCACCAGGCCCACGUGGGCCCCCUGGAGAACCAGGAAAACCAGGUCCUCCUGGACCUCCAGGUCCAGGCCCGGGAGGAUACAUCCCAUCAUUCUACAGCCCCAAAAUAGCCUUCUAUGCUGGUCUGCGCAAGCAACAUGAAGGAAAUGAGAUACUAAAGUUUGACGAUGUGGUCACAAAUGUAGGGAACUACUAUGAGCAGACCACAGGAAAGUUUACCUGCCCUCUUCCUGGGAUCUACUUCUUCACCUAUCAUGUGCUUAUGAAAGGAGGGGAUGGAACUAGUAUGUGGGCAGACUUGAAGAAAAACGGACAGGUGAGGGCUAGUGCGAUCGCCCAGGACGCGGAUCAGAAUUAUGACUACGCCUCUAAUAGUGUGAUCCUGCAUUUAGAUGUGGGAGAUGAAGUGUGUGUGCAGCUGGAUGGUGGAAAAGUGCACGGAGGAAACACCAACAAAUACAGCACGUUCAGCGGCUUUCUUAUCUACCCCGACUAAUACAUACAUGCUAAAAAAGUCACAACACUUUUCACAUCACAUUUGCAGAUAAUGUUGUUCACCUGCUGUGAAGUUAUACAGCAGUGAUCAAGGUUAAAUACAAAAACAUUAACAUUUACUAUGACUAUACUGUAUAGGAAACAGUUAAGGUUAUACAAUAACAAAGGGGAAAACUGUAGAAGUGAUAAACUUUCACUUUCAAUGUUACAGUUUCCCCCCCUUUGCUAUUUUAUUGUUAACCCUUAUGUGUUAUUCGGGAUGUUACGGGAUAUCAUCCACUAGGGUUUUUUUUAGUCUUAAUUUGGCCACAACUCUCUCUGUGUUUAGCAAAUGGAAUGGGUUUUGGUGAAAAAUCUUAUCUUGACACAUAUUUUGAGGAAAUGCUUUUCAAAAACUCAAAAAUGCACCGUGGGCAUAUUUACUACCCUUUUGUGUUGUUCGUGGAUGAAAACAUCCACUUAAUUAAAUGGCUGUAAAAAUAUAUUAGUUUCAGUAUCAGAGUAGAUUUUUUACAGAAAAUCUUUUUUCAUGCAUACGCACACACACACACAUACACACACAAUAAUAUGCGUUUAUUAUGGAGUUAUGCUAUAUAAUUAAGCUCCAUUUCUGCACAAGCCUACAAAAGGGUUAAUGGUGCCACAUGGUGAUCAACAGUAAAAAUGCAAAAGGAAAAACCACCAAAAAUCAAGAAUGCAUGAUAAAAAAGUAUGGCUCUGCAAUCAAAAAUUAAUGUUUUAAUGGAAGUCAAUGAGGCAAAAACAAAAUAAAAUCUGAUGUUGCACAAAAACAAAAAAAUGUAUCAAAGCCAAUGUUUUUACAAAUUUUUGACAUGCCCAAGACUGUGAAAAAGUAAAAAAUCCAGUCCAAAAUUACUUUUUAUAUUAAAAAUCUGUCAUUUUGUGUGUUUUUCCCAAAUCAAUGAUAUCACCUAUGAACUUGGUUAAAAUCAUGGAGUUUUUGGAGAUUUAUGCAAAAAAAGAAAAAAUAUAUGAAUCUGAUACAUUUUUACAGCCGUUUGAUUUAAGUGGAUGUUUUUAUCCACGAACAACAUGAAAAGGUAGUAAAUUUGAGCAAUCCACAAUGGUUAAUAUAUAACCUUAACUUUUACUACAGUAUUAAAGUCAACAUGGAAUGGGAUUGUAUGUCGAUAUCUAUAGUAGAAAUAUUGUGAAAAUUAAUAUGAUUGGGUGGGAAAAUAUGGGUGAAUUUAUCUGGUUAUUUUGGUAACAAGUUAUAUUUCAAAGAAAACUUUUUUGAAGUAAUGUCAACUAAUGAAUCGUCCUCUUAAAACCAGAAAUCUGUAUUGUGGAAAUAAAGUAAAUUUUCUUUCAUGUUGAUGUCAAUGACAUUGUAGGCCAUAAAUGACAUCAAUUAAUCUUCUCCAUGUAAUCAAAGUUUAUUUGCUACUUUAUGACCUCACAGGGGCAGUUUUUCGGAAAGGGUUUAGGUUAAUCCAGGACUAGGCCUUAGUUAUAUUAGGACAUUUAAGUAGUUUUACAAGCAUAUCUUACAAUACUGGUGUGCAUUUUGAGACAAAACAAUAACACUUAUAUAUGUUAAGAUAUAUCAGUGCGAUGCAGCUCAAACAUGCAUUUUAGUCUGGGACUAGAAUAAGCCCUGUCUGGCAAACCGCCCGGUAGUAAUUAAAGGCCCAUCACUGCUGCACAGAAAGUUUAUGAUGCUGAUAUUGUUACUGAAAUUCCCACAAUGUCAGGCAUCCUUAAAUGCAUACUGUUAUAUUUACAAAGUCCAUGUGAAUACCUCAUCCAGAAUUGAUGUUAUCUCCUAAUAAACUAAAAAAAAAGGCUAUACUGAUAAGAUAUAUAUCUUGUCAUGCUUAACUAGAUGAACAUUCUCUCUCUGAAGUAUGUAUGUAUGUUUGUGUGUAAUUUGUAUAAUAGGGACUUGAUGAACAAAUGUUGUAUGCAAUUUCAUGGCAUGGAAACUGUGUUUUUAACUUCUGUGUCUAACACUAUGUUAAUACUGAAUGAACUUUGAAAUAAUUUGUUGUAGAUGUUUUAAAGUGACUUGAUUGUAAUCUGAAAACAUCAAGUCUCUGUGCGUUUGUGUGUGUGUGUCUGCGUGUGUGCAUGUAAUUGCAAUGUAAUUUAUGUGUUAUAUCACAAUAUAGGAGAUUUGCUUCUAAAUAUUUAACCUGCAGUAACUUGAUUGCUGUUGUAAAUCUUUGCAGUGUAAUUAAUCAUUAUUAUAGAUUUUAU
This is a messenger RNA of Paramisgurnus dabryanus, 4335 nucleotides long. RefSeq names its product complement component 1, q subcomponent-like 4b (gene c1ql4b). Gene Ontology annotation, molecular function: protein binding. The record is from RefSeq and is a predicted model, not a curated record. NCBI's taxonomy places the organism in Eukaryota, Metazoa, Chordata, Actinopteri, Cypriniformes, Cobitidae.